Molecule: messenger RNA, 1286 nt
Organism: Colletotrichum destructivum
Lineage: Eukaryota; Fungi; Ascomycota; Sordariomycetes; Glomerellales; Glomerellaceae
Product: Putative fungal transcription factor
Exons: 3
Coding region: 238-1224 (328 amino acids)
Source: RefSeq, a predicted model, not a curated record
CGGAAGCUGAAGACAACCAGCACCCCACAACAACACCAACAACACCAACACUAGGCUCGUUCCCUCCUCUGCCCAUUGCUGUCUGUCGUCCUAUUCCCUGGCAGCUUGUUUGUUUUUGAAACUUUCGUCGUAUCACCAAGCCACGCAAGAAAUGUGCGACUUACCGGCAACGCCAUCUCUGGAAUAGGUAAACGCAUGACUAGUCGCCAUCGCCCAUAGCCUGGACAGCGCACCGCCAUGCCUCGCCUACGGACGAAGGUCUCUCCGGCGGAGGGCGGCGGCUUCGCCUUUGUUCCGAUAUCCCACCCGAGCGAAUCGGCGGCCUGGAAGAAGAAAGUGAGAUCCCAUGCGGCCAGAAACCACCUGGCCCGGCGGCAGCGGGUUGUCGCCUACCAACAGACCGCCGUCACCACUCGUGCCAGUACCCCGUCAGAUGGCCAAGACUCGGACGGAGCCCCUCUCCGCCCAUCGAGCCAACCACCCGAGACCCGGGAGGUGUUCGUGUCUGGCAGGGGUUUCUCGGACUCGAAUUAUGGAAACGGCCAUCCACUUCUUCACAUAAACAGCCCCAUAUCGCCCUUGGGCGCCGCAAGGACCGACCCGUUCAACAGCUUCCACAGGGUUGUCACGCCUUGGGAACAGAAGCUCCUCGAUCACUUCAUGCAAUACAUGGUCAUGAAGGAAAUGACAUGUGUGCCCUCACUGAACCUCGACAUAUUGGGCGACAAGGCCGCGUUCUGGAAGAGCAUGGCGGCGCACUGGGUGCAGACCUCGCUCUCUGACCGCGGGAUGCUCGCCAGCACCCUGCUCUGGGCCUGCAGGCAUAUGGCGGCAGUGCAACAUCGCGACAUCUUCAACCCGCAGGCGACCAGGUACAGGUUAGAGUGCAUCCAAAUGCUCAACCAGACCCUGACGAGGGAAGGGAAGAACAUCAGCAACCUCACUAUUACUAAGACGCUUGCUUUGGCUUCGGACUCGAAUCUGAUGGGCGAACACGACAUCGCGGAACAGCACUUGAAAGCCGUGGGAUACAUGAUUCGAAUGCAGGACGAGGGUGACACUCCGAGCGACUUCCUCGGCAGGCUCGUGAUCUGGUUCACUCGGGACAAGAACUCCAAGAGCAUGAUGGGCAGGGCGAACCUGGACUUCAACACGGACAUGACACCCGUUGCGAAAGUAGAAAAGGACUUGGUUUAUCACGUCAACGCAUCGACAAGUGUCUAAACAAACAUUAUUAUUCUAAUUAUUAUUUUUUCCCUUAUUUUCACUCGUCACAAAAGAUUGGA